Messenger RNA from Notothenia coriiceps (black rockcod), 1419 nucleotides. RefSeq names its product CD40 molecule, TNF receptor superfamily member 5 (gene cd40). The transcript is spliced from 9 exons. Bases 81 to 1061 code for a protein of 326 amino acids. Gene Ontology annotation, molecular function: protein binding. The record is from RefSeq and is a predicted model, not a curated record. Gene Ontology annotation, cellular component: external side of plasma membrane; CD40 receptor complex. NCBI's taxonomy places the organism in Eukaryota, Metazoa, Chordata, Actinopteri, Perciformes, Nototheniidae. Gene Ontology annotation, biological process: immune response-regulating cell surface receptor signaling pathway.
CACCCUCACAAACAGUCUAACCGUUUAUAGUUAGGAGGGGAGGACAGAGCAGACACACUUUGACCGUGGAGAGAGACAACAUGCUGGGAGCUAAGAUGCAUCUACUUCUGCCGAUACUGCUUCUGGGUUUCGUGGUUAUGAACUCUGCUCAGCUCCAAUGUGACCCACUGACCCAGUAUGCGCAUGUGAACGGCGAUUGCUGCAAAAUGUGUGGUCCAGGGACCAGAAUGCCUUCCUCCAACCUUUGUCAAGAUCCUCGAUGUGAAGAAUGUCUGGAAAAUGAAUAUCAGGAUAAAUACACAAAGGCUAUCAAGUGUGACCGUCAGCCCUAUUGUGACCCAAAUAUAAACUUCCUGGUUAUUGAGCAUAAGAGCAAGAAGGAGCGCAGCACCUGCCUCUGUCAGGAGGGGUUUCACUGCUCCAGUGCUGAGUGCAUCACCUGUGUGCCACACACCACCUGUACACCUGGAUAUGGGGCUCUAUUAAGAGGCAACCAUUCGCAGGACACAGUUUGUCAGAAAUGCCCAGAAGGCAAAUUUUCCAAUGACAGCUCUUGGGAUGGUCCCUGUAAGCAAUGGACAGAAUGUGAGAGUGGAGACCAUAUUCAAAAGAGUGGAACAGACGUAUCCGACAACAUCUGUGAGGCAAAUCGGAAUCAUCUCAUUUUUAUCGGUGUUAUUGUUUCUUUCGUGCUUCUUGCUGCAAUUGGAGUUGCGUUUUGUAUUUAUAAAGGUCAACGAGAUGAUGCAAGAGGAAAGGUAAAGGGCUGUUUUCAAUCGUGUUGGGGAGAAAAUAGGGAGCUGCUGAGAGAGACCAAAGUUGAAAUGACACAGCCGACUGCAGAAGAAGAGCUGCUGUCCCAGCCGCAGGAGGAGGGCGCUGGAGUACCCGAGGAAAACGAGGACCAUCCGAGCUACGAGAAUGCAUCAGAUGCCCUUUUCUCUGAUAAUGGAAACGUUGUGACUCAAGACAUUGGGAUCUCGUCAAAACUCUCCCGACAGGAAUCACAACCACACACAUUGACAGGCGAUCCGCAGCAGCUGAACUCAGAUAAUAUUUGAUUAUUUGAAGUUAGGAUUGUUGAGCAUUGUUGCCCCAUUUGUACAUAAUUCUCUCCUCUUCUUAAUAUGUAUAUAGUUGCCUUUAGUGUUAGAAAUAACUUGUAAUGUGUUGAAAUUAUUACAUUGUAGUGUCAAAAUACUAAAAGUGUGGCACACUACAGUAUUUUAAUUUUAAAAAGUAGCCAUUUUUUUUAAGUUUGGUGGUAAUUUCUCUGUUUUUAUAUUGUGAUGUCAUCCGCUUAUUUGUAAAUUCACAAUUUUACUUUUUUUUUUUCACAACUCAUUAUGGUAUUACUUGUGCAUUGAAUCGGCAUGUUCAUUUAAGCUUUUUAUUUGCAUUAAAAAUGUGUAAAAUGUU